AUGAUGGGAAGGAUAGGAUGGGGCGGGCACGUGGGGAAGGGCAGAUGCAGGGAAGGACAGGGCAGGGAAGGACAGGGCAGGGAAGGACAGGGCAGGGAAGGACAGGGCAGGGAAGGACAGGGCAGGGAAGGACAGGGCAGGGAAGGACAGGACAGGGAAGGCACGAGAGGGAAGGACAGGGCAGGGAAGGACAGGACAGGGAAGGACAGGGCAGGGAAGGACAGGGCAGGGAAGGACAGGGCAGGGAAGGACAGGACAGGGAAGGACAGGACAGGGAAGGACAGGGCAGGGAAGGACAGGACAGGGAAGGACAGGGCAGGGAAGGACAGGACAGGGAAGGACAGGGCAGGGAAGGACAGGGCAGGGAAGGACAGGGCAGGGAAGGACAGGGCAGGGAAGGACAGGACAGGGAAGGACAGGGCAGGGAAGGACAGGACAGGGAAGGACAGGGCAGGGAAGGACAGGGCAGGGAAGGACAGGGCAGGGAAGGACAGGGCAGGGAAGGACAGGGCAGGGAAGGACAGGGCAGGGAAGGACAGGACAGGGAAGGACAGGGCAGGGAAGGACAGGACAGGGAAGGACAGGGCAGGGAAGGACAGGGCAGGGAAGGACAGGGCAGGGAAGGACAGGACAGGGAAGGACAGGGCAGGGAAGGACAGGGCAAGGAAGGACAGGGCAGGGAAGGACAGGACAGGGAAGGACAGGGCAGGGAAGGACAGGGCAGGGAAGGACAGGGCAGGGAAGGACAGGGCAGGGAAGGACAGGGCAGGGAAGGACAGGGCAGGGAAGGACAGGACAGGGAAGGACAGGGCAGGGAAGGACAGGGCAGGGAAGGACAGGGCAGGGAAGGACAGGGCAGGGAAGGACAGGACAGGGAAGGACAGGGCAGGGAAGGACAGGACAGGGAAGGACAGGGCAGGGAAGGACAGGGCAGGGAAGGACAGGACAGGGAAGGACAGGGCAGGGAAGGACAGGACAGGGAAGGACAGGGCAGGGAAGGACAGGACAGGGAAGGACAGGACAGGGAAGGACAGGGCAGGGAAGGACAGGGCAGGGAAGGACAGGACAGGGAAGGACAGGGCAGGGAAGGACAGGACAGGGAAGGACAGGACAGGGAAGGACAGGGCAGGGAAGGACAGGGCAGGGAAGGACAGGGCAGGGAAGGACAGGGCAGGGAAGGCACGAGAGGGAAGGAAAGGGCAAGAAGUGAAGGGCAGUAAGCGAUGGGAAUGGCAGGAAGACAAGGCCACAACGUGUGGGGCUGGAAGGAAAGGGAAGCAACGGGAGGGCUGGAGGCAAAGGGCAAUAUGGAUCGCAAGGAAGAAAGGGGAGGUUGGGAGGUGGGGAGGUGGGAUGGGAAGAUGGGGAGAUGGGGAGAUGGGGAGGUGGGGAGGUGGGGAGGUGGGAUGGGGAGAUGGGGAGAUGGGGAGGUGGGGAGGUGGGGAGGUGGGGAGGCGGGGAGGUGGGGAGGUGGGGAGGCGGGGAAAUGCGGAGGUGGGGAGGCGGGGAGGGGGAGGUGGGGAGGCGGGAAAGGGGAGAUGGGGGGCGGGAAAGGGGAGAUGGGGGGGCGGGAAAGGGGAGAUGGGGGGGCGGGAAAGGGGAGAUGGGGGGGCGGGAAAGGGGAGAUGGGGGGGCGGGAAAGGGGAGAUGGGGGGCGGGAAAGGGGAGAUGGGGGGGCGGGAAAGGGGAGAUGGGGGGGCGGGAAAGGGGAGAUGGGGGGGCGGGAAAGGGGAGACGGGAGGGCGGGAAAGGGGAGAUGGGGGGGCGGGAAAGGGGAGAUGGGGGGGCGGGAAAGGGGAGAUAGGGGGGCGGGAAAGGGGAGAUGGGGGGGCGGGAAAGGGGAGAUGGGGGGGCGGGAAAGGGGAAUUGGGGGGGCGGGAAAGGGGAGAUGGGGGGGCGGGAAAGGAGAGAUGGGGGGCGGGAAAGAGGAGAUGGGGGGGCGGGAAAGAGGAGAUGGGGGGGCGGGAAAGGGGAGAUGGGGGGGCGGGAAAGGGGAGAUGGGGAGGCGGGAAAGGGGAGAUUGGGGGGCGGGAAAGGGGAGAUGGCGGGGCAGGAAAGGGGAGAUGGCGGGGCGGGAAAGGGGAGAUGGGGGGGAGGGAAAGGGGAGAUGGGGAGGCGGGAAAGGGGAGAUGGGGAGGCGGGAAAGGGGAGAUGGGUAGGCGGGAAAGGGGAGAUGGGGAGGCGGGGUAG
Molecule: messenger RNA, 2190 nt
Organism: Closterium sp. NIES-65
Lineage: Eukaryota; Viridiplantae; Streptophyta; Zygnematophyceae; Desmidiales; Closteriaceae
Source: the annotation of a GenBank genome assembly